AUUCAAUAUUGGUUUCUGAUGCCAUAAAAGUUAUUUCGACAAGCAAAGAUCAGUGAUGGAGUAUGCGAUUUAUUUUGGCAUAAAAUCGAUCAAGAAAACCGUUUUGGUAUCUAUAGCAAAAAAUAACAAACGUAAUAGACAAUUUUACAACUUUAUUUAAAGCGCUCGGUUAAUAAUCUAAUAAAUCAAUUACUUUACGAUAGAAAAAGCGAAAUAAAAAUAGUAAAAGUUUUAAAAAAUGCGCGAAUGUAUCUCCGUCCAUUGCGGCCAAGCCGGCGUUCAAAUUGGAAAUGCCUGUUGGGAACUAUAUUGUCUGGAACAUGGCAUCCAGCCGGAUGGCCAAAUGCCUUCCGAUAAAGCGAUCGGAGGAGGUGAUGACAGCUUUAGUACCUUCUUCAGUGAAACGGGUGCAGGUAAACACGUCCCCAGGGCGGUCUUUAUUGACCUCGAACCGACGGUUAUUGACGAAGUCAGAACGGGAACGUACCGUCAACUUUUCCAUCCAGAACAAUUGAUAAGCGGAAAGGAAGACGCGGCAAAUAAUUAUGCCCGCGGGCAUUACACCGUUGGGAAGGAAAUUGUCGAUUUGGUGUUGGAUCGCUGUCGAAAAUUGGCAGACCAAUGCACAGGUCUUCAAGGUUUUCUUAUCUUCCAUUCGUUUGGGGGAGGCACGGGAUCAGGAUUUACCUCUCUCUUAAUGGAAAGAUUGUCAGUGGAUUACGGAAAGAAGUCCAAACUGGAGUUCGCUGUUUAUCCAGCUCCACAAAUAGCAACAGCUGUUGUUGAACCUUACAACUCUGUACUAACAACCCACACAACACUAGAACAUUCUGAUUGUGCUUUCAUGGUGGACAACGAAGCCAUCUACGAUAUUUGUAGAAGGAAUUUGGACAUUGAAAGACCAACAUAUACAAAUCUAAACCGACUGAUAGGGCAAAUAGUGUCUUCCAUAACUGCAUCGUUGCGUUUUGAUGGAGCCCUAAAUGUCGAUCUGACAGAAUUUCAAACAAACUUGGUACCAUAUCCACGAAUCCAUUUCCCAUUAGCCACGUAUGCUCCUAUUGUAUCAGCAGAAAAAGCGUAUCAUGAAGCACUGUCAGUGGCUGAAAUCACCAACGCAUGUUUUGAACCGGCCAACCAAAUGGUAAAAUGCGAUCCGCGUCAUGGCAAAUACAUGGCAUGUUGCAUGCUCUACAGGGGAGACGUUGUCCCAAAAGAUGUCAACGUGGCAAUUGGGGCCAUCAAGACUAAGCGUACCAUCCAAUUCGUGGAUUGGUGUCCUACAGGAUUUAAAGUCGGGAUCAACUACCAACCGCCCACUGUAGUGCCUGGGGGUGAUUUGGCAAAAGUCCAGAGAGCAGUUUGCAUGCUGGCCAAUACCACAGCCAUUGCCGAAGCCUGGGCUCGUCUAGAUCACAAGUUCGACUUGAUGUAUGCGAAAAGGGCGUUCGUGCAUUGGUAUGUCGGCGAGGGGAUGGAGGAGGGAGAGUUUUCCGAAGCUCGCGAAGACUUGGCAGCUUUGGAAAAGGAUUUCGAAGAAGUUGGAAUGGAUUCAGGAGGAGAAGAAGGAGAAGGCGAGGAAUAUUAAAGUUUCAAUAGUGCGAUUUUUAUUUAUAUAUGUAUGGAGUUACAUGACGCGCUUUUUAUCGUUAUUAAGUUUAUAACAUUUACUGUUAGACGUUUUAAGAAUUACCGCUUUGAUACUUUUUAUUUUUUUUUGUUAUUUACAUUUAUUAUAUUAUAAUGGAAUAAACUUUAAUUUUCAAGAGUA
Agrilus planipennis (emerald ash borer) is the source of this 1771-nucleotide messenger RNA. RefSeq names its product tubulin alpha-1 chain-like. The coding region runs from base 239 to 1588 and encodes 449 amino acids. Gene Ontology annotation, biological process: mitotic cell cycle; microtubule cytoskeleton organization. The transcript is spliced from 2 exons. Gene Ontology annotation, molecular function: GTP binding; structural constituent of cytoskeleton. Gene Ontology annotation, cellular component: microtubule; cytoplasm. Lineage: Eukaryota; Metazoa; Arthropoda; Insecta; Coleoptera; Buprestidae. The record is from RefSeq and is a predicted model, not a curated record.